Molecule: messenger RNA, 1470 nt
Organism: Cataglyphis hispanica
Lineage: Eukaryota; Metazoa; Arthropoda; Insecta; Hymenoptera; Formicidae
Gene: crim
Exons: 3
Coding region: 224-691 (155 amino acids)
Biological process (GO): positive regulation of voltage-gated potassium channel activity; sleep; regulation of synaptic transmission, cholinergic
Source: RefSeq, a predicted model, not a curated record
GCGUUCCGUAAUUCACUGCCAGUACUGAAAAUCUAUAGUGUACGUGACGUAAACUAUAGAUUUUCGAUACUAGCAGUGAAUUACGGAAUGCAGCCUGUAUACUGUGGCACAGUGCACAGUACGGUUUUGUGUCUUGUUUGUCAGUUUCUCACAUAUCUCAUAUUUGUAAACAAAACAUUGUAUAACAUAUAAAACCACGUAAAUUUCUUAUUAUAGUGCAUUAAUGAUGAGAAAAGUUCUCUUUACAAUUUUUUUCUUGAUUUUGACAAAUCAAGGUGAUAGCUUAUAUUGUUAUAGAUGUAACAGUAAUCAUCCUGGAUGUGGAACACCUUUAAAUUGGUUAUGGUAUUGGGGAGAAACUUGUCCAGAAUAUGAUGACAAAUGUGUGAAGAUAAUUGAACGAAAAGGAGCUGAGACAAUCAUUACACGUGAAUGCUUAAGCUCUGUACGUAGCUUUAGAACAGAUAUUCCUGCAGAUCAUUACGAGGGUUGCAGACCUGCUGCUAAAGAUGUACGAUUAGGCCAUUAUGUUAAUAAUAGUAUUCAUCAAUUAGAUAUCCAUCGUGAUUAUUACGAUGAAGUUACUUGGUGUUUCUGUUACUUCGAUCACAGAUGUAACAGUGCAGAAAAAACAACUGUUCCAAUAUUGCUUCUAACUUUAAUAAUUGCUAUAAAAUAUUUCAUAUCUUGAGGUUAUUGCGCAAUAUCUUGCAAAAUAAAAGCAUUUUUAAUAGAGCAAAAGCAUUUUAACAAAAAAAAACAUUUAAUUUGCAAAGCAUUUUAAUAAAAUAAUUCCUGAAAAAAAUUAUUUACAAGAUACAAAUAUAUCAUUAUCUUAUUGUCAUUUGACAUGUUAUAUUAUAAUGAUAUGUAAGAUGACAGAAAUUACGAUGAUAUUCUUUAAUUAAUUUGAAUGAAAAUGAAAAUUUUAAUAUGUAGAAGUUAUGGUACUUUUCAAAUAGGAAGCAAAUUAAUACUAACAACUAAUAAAAGUUUGUACAGUUAGAUAUGAUGCAAUAUAGUGAUAAAAGUAUGCACUGUGUCAUGUUUUUUUCAAUACUAGAAGAAAAGAGGACACUUUUUUUUCCAUAUAUUAUGUAUCAUAUUGUAUUUAUAUAACAUAUGUUAUAUAAUAUAUUUAUAUAACAUUUAUAUUGUAUUUAUACAAACUAUUAUUAUGAAAUUUAUUAAUUUGCUAUUUGAAAAGUAUUUUGAUAUUUUAAUAUUAGAAAUUUUUUAUAUUUUCAAAGCAUGUAAACAAUCUCUACUGUAAGAGUUUUGUUUUAUAUUUUAAAUUAUUAUUUAUAUCAUAGACAUAAGUAUAAAUUUAUGUUAAUGUAUAAUGAAUACUUUUACAAAACAAGAUUGUCACAUAUCGCACAGCCGUCCAUUAAAUAUAAUAAUUAAAGAAAAAAUUAAAUAUAAAAUAUAUUAUACAUAAUAUAUCUAUUUUGGUUUCAAUACCACAAA